UUGAAAUUAGAAGGAGUGUUAGCUUAAUAACAUUUAAUACUUUUUAACCAGAAAUGAAACUCUUGUUGAUCUGUUUGCUGCUGAUUAGUGUUGUAUCUUCAACAUUUGUUGUUUAUCGCUACUCACCAUGGACAAGUUUCUAUAGACCUUAUUAUCGUGGAUAUUAUGGCGGAUAUUAUGGACGAAGAUGGUAUCCAUCAUAUGGCAGUUAUGGUCAUCAUGUUAUACAUAUUGGAUAAUUGUUUUAAAUUAAAAUCAAAUAAAGAUUAGAGAACGGUGUAAAUUUAAUAAUGCGCAUUGUAGGAUUCAAGUUUUGAUCGGCAAACAUUUAAU
Molecule: messenger RNA, 333 nt
Organism: Chironomus riparius
Lineage: Eukaryota; Metazoa; Arthropoda; Insecta; Diptera; Chironomidae
Source: the annotation of a GenBank genome assembly